AUGAAGCACAUUCAGAAGGAAGACAUUGUCACCAUCCCCGAGGGUGUUACCGUUGCCAUCAAGGCCCGUAACAUUACCGUUACCGGUCCCCGUGGUACCCUGACGCGCGAUAUGCGUCACAUCCAGAUGGACAUCCAGCGCCCCACCAAGAACACCAUCCGCAUUAUUGUCUGGCAGGGUGGCCGCAAGCACAUUGCCUGCAUCCGCACCGUGUGCUCGCACAUCAACAACCUGAUCAAGGGUGUCACCAAGGGUUACGAGUACAAGAUGCGUUUCGUGUACGCGCAUUUCCCCAUCAGUGUCAACAUCAACAAGGAGGAUAACUCGGUUGAGAUCCGUAACUUCCUGGGUGAGAAGUACGUCCGCAAGGUCUUCCUGCUCCCCGGUGUUGAUAUUGUUCAGACCAUCGGUACCAAGGACGAGCUGGUCCUGACCGGUAACGAUCUUGCCAACGUUUCGCAGUCCGCUGCCUCGAUCCAGCAGGCUACCCGUGUCCGCAACAAGGAUAUCCGUAAGUUCCUCGAUGGUAUCUACGUUUCGGAGAAGAGCACCAUCAUCAAGGACGUCAUCUAA
This is a messenger RNA of Kickxella alabastrina, 573 nucleotides long. Its product is annotated as ribosomal protein L6, alpha-beta domain-containing protein. The coding region runs from base 1 to 573 and encodes 190 amino acids. Gene Ontology annotation, cellular component: ribosome; cytosolic large ribosomal subunit. The record is from RefSeq and is a predicted model, not a curated record. The transcript has a single exon. Gene Ontology annotation, molecular function: rRNA binding; structural constituent of ribosome. Gene Ontology annotation, biological process: cytoplasmic translation. Lineage: Eukaryota; Fungi; Kickxellomycota; Kickxellomycetes; Kickxellales; Kickxellaceae.